AUGACGAACAGUUCGACCUGCAAUGAAACAGACCUCAAGCCCUACUAUGCGAUUACGUACACUUUCAUCCUGGUCCCUGGACUAAUAGGAAACACAUUAGCUUUGUGGGUCUUUUAUGGGUACAUGAAAGAGACUAAAAGGGCCGUAAUAUUUAUGAUCAAUUUAGCCAUUGCGGACUUAUCGCAGGUUUUGUCCUUGCCCCUGAGGAUUUUCUACUACUUGACCGGGACAUGGGAAUUUGGAGGAGGUCUCUGCAUGCUUUGCUUCUACCUGAAGUAUGUCAAUAUGUACGCAAGCAUCUACUUCUUGGUUUGCAUCAGCGUAAGACGUUACUUGUUUCUUAUACACCCAUUCAAAUUCAGCGACUGCAAACGCAUCUGUGAUGUGUAUAUCAGCAUCAUUGGGUGGGUUGUGGUCUGCGUUGGCUGUUUGCCUUUCCCACUUCUCAGACUUCACCAGGAUGUUAAAAACACGUGUUUUGUGGAUCUCCCCGUAAAGGAAGUUGACCUUCCCAUCUCCAUUGCAAUGAUGACAAUAGGUGAAUUGGUGGGGUUCGUAACACCCCUACUCAUCAUCCUAUACUGCUCCUGGAAAACUAUCUUAUCAUUAAAAGAAAAAAAUUCUGCUUCACAUGACCUCGGAGAGAAAAAAAAGGCUUUGAAGAUGAUUCUCACCUGCGCUCUGGUAUUUCUGAUUUGCUUCGGACCUUAUCAUAUCAGCUUUCCACUAGAUUUCUUUGUCAAAACAAAAAAGAUUAAAAACAGGUGUGUCCAGAAGGUGAUCUCGGUGUUUCACGUCGUAGCUUUGUGCCUUGCCAGCUUGAACUCCUGCGUGGACCCAGUCAUCUACUACUUUACUACAGAUGAGUUCAGGAGACGCCUUUCCAGGCAGGAUUUGCAAGACAGCAUUCAGCUCCACAGCCUUAGUUACGUGAGGAAGCACUCCAAGGAUGUGCUCAGGGAGGACACCAUGGAUUACUAG
Messenger RNA from Balearica regulorum gibbericeps (East African grey crowned-crane), 981 nucleotides. RefSeq names its product G protein-coupled receptor 174 (gene GPR174). Gene Ontology annotation, biological process: positive regulation of Rho protein signal transduction; phospholipase C-activating G protein-coupled receptor signaling pathway. The record is from RefSeq and is a predicted model, not a curated record. Gene Ontology annotation, cellular component: plasma membrane. Gene Ontology annotation, molecular function: G protein-coupled receptor activity. NCBI's taxonomy places the organism in Eukaryota, Metazoa, Chordata, Aves, Gruiformes, Gruidae.